CUUGACUUCCGGCUCGGCCGUCGUCACGGGGUUCAGGCAUUCUCUAUUACUGUUGAAUCGUUGAUUCUUGGGUCCUUCCCUGGCUCCGGGCUUUGCAUUUCACACCAUUUUCUCCCCUCGCAAUCUCACCGAGCUCCACCAGAGUGUCCAUCCACAAAGUAGCAGCCAGCAUGGCGGAGCGGCUUGGUUCCGUGCCGGAGGAGAGCACCACCGGCUUCACGGCUCCCUUCCGGCCGCCCAACACCUACCGCGACCGGAUCUGGUCAGUCCCCGUACUCGGAGCGCCCACACUAUGGACUAUCUCCCCCCUUUCCCAGUCCGGCCAUAGCGGAUCCAGCUACUCAAGCUCGGGUGCCUCUAAUUCCUGGCAGUCCAAUAACUCCGCCAGCUCCGGCGGAACCGCUCGGGCCUUAGCGGACAAAGACGAGCUCAGGAAGAUCGCUCACCAGAUGGUCAUAGACGGGUACGCCAAGCGCAUGGUUGAAGAAUUCGUCGCCGCAGCUCCUGAAAAAUUCGGUGGUAGCCCGGACCAUCCCCUGAAAAAUUGGUUCUCGGAGCUCGACGUCGACUGGGUUCUCCAAAUCGACGACGAGCAAGGCUUACGGCGGCUGCUUCGAGACAAGCCAGCGACGACGCAAGACUUGGUCCAAAAGUGGAUCCGGGCUCUUACCGUAAUCGUCGCCAGUAUCACCGAGUUGGUAUUCGCCUUCCACUGGAACUGGAUGCCGUCGGUCGCACUGUUUGGCAAAGCGAGCAUCACCGAGAUGCUCGGCGUCGUGGAUGUCAUCGUCACCGUCCUCGAAGGGGAGAGGCUACAGGCCGUCCUUGACAUGUUUACCUGUGUCUGUGGUGCGUCGCACAUGUUUACGGCGGUCAUGGUCUCUCGAGAAGGCCAGGGCAUUUUCAACGAGAUAGGCGGCCUGUUAGAGAGACUACGAAACAGACUCGUAGCAAGCACGUUGGAGGAGGUGAGGACACUCGUGGAGGAAGAUGACUCAUGGGCUAUAGAGAUCCCACGAGGAGGAGGCGAGGUUCACAAGAACACUCGCUUCACCAUGGAUUGCAUGCUAUCCAUGAUAAAUGCACAGACUUCAACGCGACAUUUUGCACCGAGCCACAACUCUGAAAACCACAUUGGUGGCCUGAUCGAUGGCACAAUCGAUUAUCUCAACGGUUUGCUCUUCACAAAAUCAGAGUCAUGCUCGGAUCAAAGCCUCCGGUAUCUGUUUCUGCUCAACAAUUCCUAUUUCGUAGCUCAUGUGGUGUACGAGUCAUCAGGAUCGUUCAUUCCUGAUGUUCCCUGGGACCUCACACUUAAGCUUACGCCUGAAUGUAAGAAGUACAUGGAUAGUUACCUCAAUGUUUCCUGGGGACCUGUGCUCUCCUGCAUACCAAAAUUGAGAUCUCCUGGGUUGAUCCAUCGUUUGAUCAACACCCCUUCACUGGCCAAAUUCGAGUCGGCAUUUCACAAAACCUACCAGGCUCAGAAGUUCUGGAAGGUUCCGGACCCUAAGCUCAGAGAUGUACUGCGGAGGGCUAUCACUGAAAGAGUCAUUUCAGGUUACCGCGACUACCUGGAGGAGCAUCCGGAGCUAGAGAAACACGUUGGCCGCGAAAGCAGCAGUCCGGACGGUUUAGAGGAGAUGUUGGGAGAACUAUUUGAAGGAUGAAAGCUGCUCGAGGCAUCACAGUCACCUAACAAACCAGAGGCUGGAGUGAUGUUUCACCCUUGUAUUUGGAUUCUUUUUUCCCGUUCCUUUUGUGAUGAAGUUGUAUUCUGAAUUCCGUUGGCAGCUUCAUAAGUGUCA
This is a messenger RNA of Aegilops tauschii subsp. strangulata, 1808 nucleotides long. RefSeq names its product exocyst complex component EXO70A3. The record is from RefSeq and is a predicted model, not a curated record. Gene Ontology annotation, molecular function: phosphatidylinositol-4,5-bisphosphate binding. Gene Ontology annotation, biological process: exocytosis. Gene Ontology annotation, cellular component: exocyst. Lineage: Eukaryota; Viridiplantae; Streptophyta; Magnoliopsida; Poales; Poaceae.